CAUUAGCAUACUCAUACAAAAUACCAAAUUCUUUUUCUUUUUUCAAAAAAGAAAAACUAAACUAAUAUGAACCCCUCUCUCUCUAAUGAUAUAAAGUAGUAAUAACGGCAAAGAGAGAAAAGAGAAACUAUUAUAAUUCGGCCAUGAAUGCUUCCUUGCUUUCUCUGCACCCAUAAACCCAUAACUCUCUUUCUUACCUUUUCUUUUCUUCUUUUAAAUUCAUUACAGUAACAUAACUGAUCUACCAAGCAAAGAAGCUCAAGAAAGAACAAAAAUAUAGCAUACAUAUAUGCCAUGAAUUUUAUUUUUCCCUGCAAACUAGAUUGCGAAUAUCUCUUUUUCAAAUUCUCUGCAUCGAAACUUAAUCAAUAGCGCCACAAGAACCACACCCAGAUUCCAAAAUCUUAUCUUUUGGUUAAAAUGUCUAAGAAUCCAUCUCAGCAAGAGCAUGAACCCAUGCAAGUAUUUGAAAUUUUCAAGAAAUUCAAACGUUUGAGACUUUUUGAGCCUUCUGUAGGAGUUUUGGGAUUCUUUUUGGUUACGGUUUGUGUGAUUUGUUGCUUCUUUUACUUUGAUUUCAGGGAUGCGAUUACUAAAGGGUAUAAAGUUCCAGGUAAAUCAGAGAGGUAUAUGUGGUUGCAGUUUAAUGAGUCUAGUCCAAUUAGAAGAGUUGAGUUUUUGGGACAAGAAGGUGAUGGUUGUGAUGUUUUUGAUGGUGAAUGGGUAUGGGAUGAUAACUAUCCUUUGUAUCAGUCUAAAGAUUGCAGCUUUUUGGAUGAAGGGUUUAGGUGCACUGAAAAUGGCAGGCCUGAUUUAUUCUACACCAAAUGGAGAUGGCAACCCAAGUUUUGCAACUUGCCCAGAUUUGAUGCAAAAUUGAUGUUGGAGAAACUACGCAACAAGAGGCUAGUGUUUGCUGGAGAUUCAAUUGGAAGAAAUCAAUGGGAGUCUCUCCUCUGCAUGUUGUCUUCUGCAGUUCCUAAUAAGGAUUCAAUCUAUGAAGUGAAUGGCAGUCCAAUUACUAAGCAUAAAGGAUUUUUGGUAUUCAAGUUUAGGGAUUAUAAUUGCACCAUAGAGUACUAUAGGUCUCCAUUUCUUGUAGUUCAAGGCCGUCCUCCUGCUGGUGUUCCAAAAAAUAUCAGAUUAACACUAAAGUUGGAUCAAAUGGAUUGGAACUCUGGGAAGUGGAGAGAUGCUGACUUGCUGGUCCUCAACAUGGGGCAUUGGUAUAAUUAUGAGAAAACCAUUAGAGGAGGUACUUACUUUCAAGAAGGGGCAGAUGUGAAAAUGGAAAUGAAUGUAGAACAAGCCUAUAAGAGGUCCAUUGAGACUGCGGUGCAGUGGAUAAAUGAUAAAGUGAAUACAAGCAAGACCCAAGUUUUCUUUCGUACAUUUGCACCUGUGCAUUUCAGGGGGGGAGAUUGGAGGACAGGAGGAAGCUGUCACUUGGAGACCUUGCCGGAGCUUGGGUCAUCAUCGGUUCCAUCUGAAACAUGGACCCAAUACCAAAUAGUAACUGAUGUUUUAUCAGCUUACUCGAAGGAGAAGCAGGAAAUGAAACUUGAUGUAUUGAAUAUAACCAGCAUGACUGCACGAAGAAAGGAUGCGCAUUCAUCUGUAUACUACCUACAUUCCCAUCCUGCACCAAUGCAUCGGCAAGACUGCAGCCAUUGGUGUUUACCUGGUGUCCCUGACACGUGGAAUGAACUCCUCUAUGCACUCUUCCUAAAGCGUGAAGCCGCAAAGACGUUUAACUUAUCAUCUUAUACAGCACAGUUUUGAUUAAUAAAGUUCCUAUUCAUACCCCAAUUCUGAAGAUAGGAAUAAGAUGCAUAGAGAUGACUCCAUGUUCCCCAACAAGGAUAGAACAUGUAUAGUGAUUUUUGUUACAGUUGCAAUUAAAGUGGGGAAAGCAACAGGUACUAGAAUUUUGUUGCUGAUACGAUGUCAGAGUGGAACUGGAUUUUUGACUUGGAAAGAAAGACAGUUGAUCAAGGGAGAGGGCAAUUGUAGAAAUAUAUUCAUACAACAGGUUGUUGUAAUUAGUGAUUAAGAAUGAUCGGGUGGUGUAAUUUCUUUGAGGUAAAUGUAAUUAGCAAAUAAUUAUUAUUUGUCAAACAAUAACAAUGGCAGAAAAAGCUAUUCCAGUUUUACAAAUUCUUUGACAGGA
This is a messenger RNA of Ricinus communis (castor bean), 2170 nucleotides long. Its product is annotated as protein trichome birefringence-like 10. The transcript has 4 exons. The record is from RefSeq and is a predicted model, not a curated record. Lineage: Eukaryota; Viridiplantae; Streptophyta; Magnoliopsida; Malpighiales; Euphorbiaceae. Gene Ontology annotation, molecular function: O-acetyltransferase activity. The coding region runs from base 421 to 1782 and encodes 453 amino acids. Gene Ontology annotation, cellular component: Golgi apparatus.